Molecule: messenger RNA, 2687 nt
Organism: Rosa chinensis
Lineage: Eukaryota; Viridiplantae; Streptophyta; Magnoliopsida; Rosales; Rosaceae
Product: probable LRR receptor-like serine/threonine-protein kinase At3g47570
Exons: 3
Coding region: 1308-2540 (410 amino acids)
Biological process (GO): protein phosphorylation
Molecular function (GO): protein kinase activity; protein binding; ATP binding
Source: RefSeq, a predicted model, not a curated record
AAACUGAAUAAUCUUUUAAUUGGUCAAAACAGGUUGGUAAGUUUUUAAUUAACAAGUGAACAGAUAAACAGAUUAUAAUUAUGUGAAGAAACGAAGAAAUGAAAAUACAAUAUAUAGCACAGAGGAUUUGGAACAUCUAUAAGCCAAUGAAAUAUUUGAAUGACAAUUAAGGUGUUGAUAUUAAUUUUGGCUGGGACUAUACCACAUGAAAUUGGUCAUCUUCCAAGUUUAGAGAGAUUGUGUCUCGGAAUUAAUAAUCUCAGUGGUCUCAUCUCAUCCUCGAUCUUCAAUAUUUCCACAAUAACAUUGAUAGAUCUUCACGACAAUCAGCUCUCAGGCACCCUUCCAGCAAACAUAGGCCUUGGGCUUCCAAACCUCCAAUUUUUCUUCAUAGGAGGAAAUAAGCUCAGUGGAGUACUCCCUAAAUCCAUCUCCAAUGCUUCUCAGCUCAUAAGGCUAGAGCUUGGCCAAAACUUAUUUUCCGGCUUUAUUCCUAGUGAGCUCUGUGCCUUAGCAAACCUUUAUCGGCUUGCCUUACACCAGAAUAAUUUGACCAUUGAUACUUCUAUUCCAGAAGUAAAUUUUUUCUCUUGUUUGGCAAAUCUUAAAGAUCUGAGCACAUUAGCCUUGUCACACAAUCUUUUAAAUGCCAAGCUUUCGGUUUCCUUUAGUAAUCUCUCAGCAUCACUUGAAUUCAUUUAUUUAGGUGACUGCAACAUGAGAGGUAACAUCCCCAAUGAUAUAGGCAACUUGAGCAACUUAACACUCUUAGACCUUGCGGAAAAUAAACUGAGUGGACCAGUUCCAACUUCAAUGGGAAGAUUACAGAAUGUCCAAAUUUUGGAUGUGCAUGCUAAUAAAUUGCAAGGACACAUUCAUUCCGGAUGAACUUUGUCAACUAAUCCAUCUAAAUGAGUUAAGUCUGUAUGGGAAUCAACUUACUGGUGCCAUACCUGCCUGCUUGGGUGAUCUAAAUGCAGCUCUAAGAGGUCUAUUCUUACAGUCCAAUUUGUUAACAUCCACAAUACCAUCUACCUUGUGGGGGCUUUCAGAUAUCUUGCACAUAAACCUUUCAUCCAACUCUAGUUGGGCCUCUCUCAGAAGGUUUUGGUAAUUUGAAAGUUGUCAUCGAUGUAGAUUUAUCAAACAACCAACUGUCUGGCAGCAUACUAAGCAGUAUUCAGAGUCUACAAAAUUUGGUCAAUCUGUCCUUGGCAAGUAAUAAUUUAGAAGGCCCUAUUCCUAGUUCCUUUGGAAACUUGCUAAGCUUAGAACGCUUGGAUUUAUCCCAGAACAAUCUAUCUGGAAUGAUUCCAAAGUCUCUAGAAGCACUCUCAUAUCUCAAGUAUCUGAACUUGUCUUUCAACAAACUCCAAGGAGAAAUUCCAACAGGCGGACCUUUCACAAACUUGUCUGCUCAAUCGUUUGUUUCAAACCGUGGACUCUGUGGUGUAUCCCGAUUUCAUGUUCAACCAUGCAAAAGGAAAAGUGGUACAUCUAGCUUGAAAUAUGUUAUUCCAGGGAUCUUGUCAGCAAUGCUUCUUGUGAUCUCCAUAAUUUGGUUGGUGAUGUUACGCAGAAAAAAGAAUGUGGAAGCUACAAUAGAGACUACCUACUUGCCUCAACCUCUGUACAGAAGAGUUUCAUACCAAGAGCUUCUAAGUGCAACAAAUGGAUUCAAUGUGAGCAACUUACUUGGCACUGGCAGUUUUGGCUCAGUUUAUAAAGGAACAUUUUCAGAUGGGGUAGAUGUGGCCAUAAAGGUUUUUAAUUUAGAAACAAAAGGGGCUUUCACAAGUUUUGAUGUUGAAUGUGACAUGCUAAGCAAUAUUCGUCACCGAAAUCUUAUCAAAGUCAUCAGCUGCUGCAAUCAAAAUGAUUUCAAAGCUCUUAUACUGAAUUACAUGCCUAAUGGGAACCUGGAGAAGUGGUUAUAUUCACAGAACUAUUCUUUGAACAUGCUGCAGAGGUUGGAUAUAAUGAUAAAUGUUGCAUCAGCUUUGGAGUAUCUUCAUCACGAUUAUGAAACACCUAUUGUCCAUUGUGACUUGAAGCCCAGCAACAUAUUACUAGAUGAUGAUAUGGUUGCACAUGUUGCUGACUUUGGCAUAGCAAAACUAUUAGGCGGAGGAGAUUCUAUGACUCAAACAAUGACGCUAGCGACAAUUGGGUAUAUGGCUCCAGAGUACGGAACGGAAGGGAUUGUCACUAGAAGAGGGGAUGUGUAUAGUUUUGGCAUUGUAUUGAUGGAAACAUUCACAAGAAGGAAGCCAACUGAUGAGAUGUUCGUUGGGGAAAUGAGUUUAAAGCAAUGGGUUGCAAAUUCACUAUUUGCAGAUGCAAUAGUUGAAGUUGUUGAUACUAAUUUACUUGGGACACAGAAAGAUCCUAAAUUUGUGAGCUAUAAUGUUUGCUUCUCAUCCAUUAUGAGAUUAGGUGUUGCUUGUUGUGUAGAGUCACCAAAAGAGAGGAUAACUAUGCAAGAGGCUGUAGCCACGCUGAACAAAAUCAAGAUCGAGUAUGUGAAGGAGGUGUGGUGACGAACCGAUCCUCUUGUUCAAUAGACCUUUGAUGAAUAGAUACAUAUAUUCGGUAUCUAUAUAGUAUAUUUUGUAGGUUUGGCAUUUGAUUCGGUCCUUAAUGAUUUAAUAGUAUGAUUGUGCGAUUCUGCUCAUGUUUGUGUAACA